Molecule: messenger RNA, 1620 nt
Organism: Paramecium octaurelia
Lineage: Eukaryota; Ciliophora; Oligohymenophorea; Peniculida; Parameciidae
Source: the annotation of a GenBank genome assembly
AUGAAAUAAUUAUCAAAAUCAAUAAGAUAUGCCUAUUGGAAUACAAUCAAGGACAUCAAUCCACUCUUUGUGGAAGCCUAAUAUGCUGUAAGAGGAUAGGUCCCAUCGAUGGCAGCCACUAUUCAAGAGGAGAUUAAUGCUGGCAAAAAAUAUCCAUUUGACUCAAUUACUGAGUUGAAUAUUGGCAAUCCUUAAACAUUUGGUCAAAAACCCAUUACAUUCAACAGGAGUGUUCUUGCUUCUAUGUUGGAUCCAAACAUCUUGAAAUAUCAAUCUGGAGAUGUCCAAAGAAGAGUCAAAUUUUACAAUGACAAGAUCGGAUUCCAAGUGGGUGCAUACAGUCAAUCUCCAGGAUAUCCAGUAAUUAGAGAAGCUGUUGCAAAGUAUGUCUAAUAAUUUAACCUUCUCUUAAAGCUUCAUCUAGAAAAGAGAUGCCACCAAAAACAGACCCUCCAUUAAUGAUAUCAUUCUAACCGAUGGUGCAUCAUCAGGCAUAACCUUAAUGUUCAACUUAUUGCUCAAAGAUAAAAAUGAUGGCGUCAUGAUUCCAAUUCCCCAAUAUCCCCUCUAUUCUGCUGUCAUUGCACAAUGUGGAGCCUAAUAAAUACCAUAUUAUCUGGUGGAGGAUAAGAAUUGGUCUGCUGAACAAAAAUAAUUGGAAGGUACUAUCUCUAACAUUAUAAUACAGAAUAAUAUUCCAAGGCCAAAAGAAAUGGAAUUAAUCCAAGAAUAUUGGUAUGCAUCAAUCCAGGUAAUCCUACAGGCUAAGUGUUUGACAAAUAGAGCAUUGUGGAAAUGAUCAAGUAUUAUAGUUGAUUUAUUUUAGGUUUGCUGCAGAUAAGAAAAUAACUAUCUUUGCAGAUGAAGUCUAUUAAGAAAAUAUCUAUGAUCCAAAGAAGAAGUUCAUUUCAUUUAGAAAAGUAGCCAAUGAACUCAAUUUGGAUGUUGAAAUCUAUUCCUUCCAUUCAAUUUCUAAGGGUAUCACUGGAGAAUGUGGUUUGAGAGGAGGAUAUAUGGAAAUCACAUCCAAAAUUGAUUCUGAAGUUCAUUUCCAAAUUCACAAAUCCAAAAGUAUAUUUGUUAUUACUAUUCCCCAUAGCAAUUAUGUUAUGCUCAAACACAGUUGGAUAAUUGAUGACAGGAUUGAUGGUAACUCCACCAACUACCGAUGAAGGAUGCUCCGAACCCACAGUUUCAUAGUAUAAUGAAGAAUGCAAGGCUCUAUUCACUAGUUUAUAAAGAAGAGCUGGCAUUGUUACUCAAUAUCUUAACCAGACUAAGGGUGUAUCUUGUUAACCAAUUGAAGGUGCUAUGUAUGCUUUCCCAAGAAUCUUCUUAUCAGGUAUUCUGCAUCUCCAUAUUAGAUAAAUACGUGUAACAUGCUAGAAAAUUAGGCUAUGAACCAGAUGUUUUAUAUUGUUUAGACCUUCUCAAAGAAACUGGAUUAGUUGUUGUACCAGGUUCUGGAUUCUUGCAAUACCCAGGAACCUAUCAUUUCAGAAUGACAAUCUUGAUAUUACCUGAAGAGAAACUCUUAGCAAAGAUGAAGAUAUUCCAAUAAUGGCACGAAAGUUACAUUGCUAAAUUCUAAUGAAUGGUUUUUAUGUUUUGUGAACAAAC